Paramecium pentaurelia is the source of this 1513-nucleotide messenger RNA. The record is from the annotation of a GenBank genome assembly. NCBI's taxonomy places the organism in Eukaryota, Ciliophora, Oligohymenophorea, Peniculida, Parameciidae.
AUGAAAACUUUUCUCCUUCUCCUCUGUGUCCUCCUUCAAACACUAUGCUAAGAUUAUUAUUAAUUACUUGGAGUACAGCGUGGUGCAUCAGAUGAUUAAAUCAAAAAGGCAUUCAAAAAACUAUCACUAAAAUAUCAUCCUGAUAAGGCCAAAGGAAAUAAAGAGGAAGUAUAUCUAAUCUUGUUAUAUUAGUCUGAAAAAUAAUUCUAAAAGAUUGUCAAUGCAUAUGAAAUACUUAAAGACCCAGAAUAGAGAAAAAUAUAUGACAAAUAUGGAGAAGAAGGAUUAAAAGAGCAUACUUAAAGAUAAUAAUAAUGUAUUUAUUGAUAAAUAAAGAGAAAGAAUAGGGACAUUUUAAUUAUAAUGAUGUUUUCUCUAGAUUUUUUGGAGGAGGAUUCUAAUAAUAAAAACCAAACCUUGAAUAAUCAUUAUUUUCAAAAAGUGAUGUUUAUGAAAUUGAUAUGACAACUAUAAAUAGAUUUUUUAGAAGAGAUCAUGUUUGGAUGAUUUAUUUCUAUAAAAAUGAUGAUUAUGGAAGGUAACAUAAAAAUACUUGGAAUGAAUUAUCAUCAAAAUAUUAUGGUAUUUUCUAAGUAGCUGCUCUAAAUUGUGCUGCUGAAAAUGAAAUUUGUGAUGAUGAAUUCUAAGUCUAUGAAUUUCCUAAAGUAUAUGCUUAUCCUGCAAAUAUAAGAUAAGAACCAGUUGAAUAUAAAUUAAAAAUGGAAAUAGAUCAACUAGCAAAAUUUGCUAUCUAGUUUAUGGAAAGUUUUGUAAGCAUAGUUACUAAUGAUAAUUAUGAAAAAUUUAUUCAACAAGAUGAAUAACAUAUAGUCUUAUUAUUCACUAAUAAGACUUCAACACCUCCUCUACUUAAAGUAUUAUCUAAAGAAUUAAAAGGAAAACUAGUUUUUGGACAAGUAAGAAAUUCAGAUAAAAAAUUGGUUGAGUAAUUUUAAAUUAAGAAUUUUCCAACUCUUAUGGUAGUAACUGAACCAGAAUAAUAUAGAGGAGUCAUAUAUGAAUAAAAUGAUUUUAAAAAAGAAUAAAUUAUGAAAUUCUUAAGAGAAUAUGCAUAUAUAAGCAAAAAAGUUAAAAAAACUCAUUAAGGUCCUAGAGAAUUGUCAAAUUUAUUAAUAAAAAAUGGGGCUUGUACAACAAAAGACACUAAAAUGUGUUUCAUUAUUAUAACUGAUGAUAAAGAUUAUUUAGAUAUAUUAACACCAUUGUCUUAUCAUUAUAUGAAAGACAAAAUCGAUUUUUAUUAUAUUAAUAAAAAGUAAAUAUUUAAUCAUAUAUUUUUAGUAAUUUAAUUUAUUCAGAAGUUUUUGAUGAUGUUAGUAAUUUCCCAACAGCUGUAAUGAUCAAACCUAAAAAGGAAAGAUAUGCUAAACUUUAAGGGGAAUUGACACUUUCAAAUAUUUAAGAUUUUCUUGAUUCGAUAAUUAGUGGAAAUGUAUAAUUCAAAUCAAUGAAAGAUAGUCUUGAUCUUAAUAUUUUUAAAGAAGAUUUGUGA